Messenger RNA from Penaeus vannamei (Pacific white shrimp), 3674 nucleotides. The record is from RefSeq and is a predicted model, not a curated record. Lineage: Eukaryota; Metazoa; Arthropoda; Malacostraca; Decapoda; Penaeidae.
UUGCAGGAUGCCGUGAUGGGUAGCGAUGCGGGCUGACCAUGGAGUCCGUCCGGGCCUUCUACGAGCACCCGCCCUCCCACGCCACCAUGCCGGCCCGGGACUACGGAAGCGUGACACCGGGGAAGGCCAAGAAAUCCUGGGGUGACCUUCUCAAGUUCCGAUCUCGUGCCAAAGAACGUCCGCUAGAGCCCGUAGCUCCGGCUGCCCACACCGCCCCGGCGAGCCACAGCUACUUAGCAGAAUACCGGCAAAAGUAUGGUGCUUAUAGCGGGACCGUUGGUCGAGCUAGCUACCAAUCUAUGACGGUGGUGAAGAGCGUGACGCCGCCGCCUUUGCCGGCCGCCAAUGUGCCUCGCAGGUACCCAAACAACGGUUACUUGAAACACGGGGGCUCUGGCACUGUAUCGGCGGCAACAGGGGCCACCAUGUCCUCCACGGUGCGCUAUACAGACUGGUUUGGCUCCGUGGUGGGCCGAAGACCGCCAGUUCGGCCUCCACUGCCCGCCUUCUCGGCCCCUGCAGGCCCCGCCGUCCACCCACCAGACAAAGCCGUCGGUGUCGGAGCGUGGGACCAUUAUGUGACACUGGACCCUGUCUAUGAGGCCCCCAGAGUCGUGCCUGUCCAACUCUACACCAACGUGUGUAUGUGCCCAGACCAAGCCCUCAAUACCAAGGGGCGCAAGAAGAAGAAGUGCAAGAGGUGUGGGCGGAAGGUAGCCACUGUGCGCAACGCCACCUCUAGUGUUGCCACCAAGGUCCGCCCAGCCAUUCCGCUGAGCAUGUACCAACCUUCCCCUGCCCCUGCCCAAGCCCCGGUCCAUCACCCUUGGGGAUGGCAGGUCAUGGAAGAACGCGUCUACGAGCAAUAUGAGGUCAGGACCAGGCAUUAUUCACGCUCGCCUGCGCGGACUUUAAGCGACGAGGACGAGUCUCCCCCGCCCACGCCCGAAACGGUGCGCAGCGUAAAGAGUAUCCGCAGUGUGAAGAGUAUGAAGAGCAGCGACAGUUCGUCCACCAUCACCCGUGAAGCACUAGAGCCGUCUCGGACUGCUCCUCCUCCUCCAGUCAGCUCUCGUUCCCUUCCCCCUCCACCGGAGCCCCCUGUCCAUAGUGCGGCUAUGCACAGUGCCAAAGAAAAUCACCCCGAAGACCCUGAAGGCACCCGGAACUCCAUCCUGAUCGAGAAUCCCUCUGCGUAUCAGCUCCUCUCUUCCCAUCGAGCCCACGUUGGCUCCGACACUGAUGAGCUCAGUGACAAUGCUGUGGACAGCUUGACCGACCCAUGGGAGGGUGACUUUUCUCCGUCUGCUCAAGAAAGGGCUCACGGGAAGCAAGUCAAUGUUAUCACGAUUGGUGAUAAUCCAUUUCCCUCCCCUUCUUUCUCAAAUGAUAAACACACCAGUCACAAGAUCAGGAUAAACACGGACGAGGCUAAACCUUGUCUAAACGGUGAUAUUCUACAUGUAGAUGAUAAAAAGCUACAUACCAGUCAACUCCCAGUCACCAACCUUCAGCAGAAUCCCCAUAGCAAUGAAAGUAACUUAAGUGUUUACUCAAGCAAUAAAAAGGGGACCUCAAAGAUCUCGCCUUCUAGUACUAAGAACGGACCUAGUAGCAGAAAUUCUAGCAAUAAAUCUCGCCACAAGGAUACUUCUUCCGCUAACAAGAAGAUACAAAAUAACACACGCAAAUCGUCUGCAGAUAAAAUGGCAUCCUCAUCAGUCUCAAGGAAAAAGCUGAUUGAUCACAAGGCUUCUGCAGCAAACGGAAUCAACGGAGGCUCACACGGAGAAGUGAAAAAUCUCCAUGACUCCCGAGAGCUGCAACUAGGAGGUAACUGUGUCCGAAUUGCUGGUCAACGAAUGUUAGUCCUAACACCAGGGGCGCCUCCCCCGGACACCCGGUCAGGGUUCUCCAGCGGAGAAGAUGAAGUUACUGCUGAUGAUGACACAAGCGACUACCCGCAGUCCUCACCAACUACCACAAGGGGCUCUGACAGCGACACUCUCCCAGAGGAGGAGGAGGAGGAGCUACUACCUCUUGAUUCCUCUGGGCUUCAUUAUGCCCAACAGCAUUCCUCUCAAUCUGAUAAAUCUCUUAGCUCUAGUCUGGAUUCCUCAGACUAUCGUUCUGACACUAGCACUUCACAGAGUGACCGCUGGAUGUCUACGCGCGACACCAUAUAUGAGGAGGAAGAGGAAGAUCUAGAAGACCCACCAAAGGUGCAGAAUCACAUUGAUGAUGAUGCAGAGUCAACUUUGCUUGAGGAUGAAAGCGAGAAGGAUGAGCCCAGUGUGAGCUCAUCAUCUACUACCAGUUCUCCUGUAAGGCAUGAGAGCUUCCAUCCCACGCUAUCUGAGCUUCUUAAAGUCAAAUCAAUUUUGAAAAAACCUUCCUCGGUUGACACCAGUUCGGAGACAGACUCGGAUUUUUAUCUGCCAACGUUUACUGAAUUUAAGCAAAACCAACGAAAGAAAAAGCAGGUUCAGUUCCGAUCCUCUCAUGACGUCACAGUGAUAGAGGACGCUGGGGAAUCGAAGGGCCGCAAGGUGUCCUCCGUCCGGAGCCCAAAGAAAGACAGAGGGAAGGCAAAGGAGAGGCAAAAGAACACUUACAACUUACUUGCAGAUUUACAGGACGUUUAUUCUAGAGCUAAUAACCCGGUAAUUUAUAAAACUCAUUCAAAGAACGAAUUUAGUGAUAUAAGAUUGAAUGAUAUUCCACUGGCAAAUGGUGAAUGUGACAGUGAGUACAGAACUCCUGACUCAUUCGGUGAAGUUCUUACAUCUCGGGAGGAACUCUUGGAAGACUCGAGCCAGGAAAACGACCAGCGGCGGGACGACAAAAACAGCGACAGCGCCGCCGUCGGGGAAGCAGAAGAAUGGAAGGCUGAGCAAGGAUUCCGGGAACAAAAAGAAAUCUCACGGGGCAGUGAGGGUCUUCGGGAAGUGCUCUCACCCAUGGGGUACGUCCCAGUGUUUGGGGGCACCGAAGAAGCUCGCACGGCCACCAUUCGUGGACGUGGAGCAGCCCACGCCCGACCCACUAUCCUAGAAGCCUUUGCUCCAACUCCACCUAGCAGUGCUCUCCCUCCUUCCUCGAGUCCUCCUGUUGCCCCGCGAAGACGCAACAGAAACCGCUCGCUUAGCCCCGACGUGCCGGGAGACUCGACCAGGAGCGGACAGAGCAUUCUUGGUGGCCGAGGACGAAGGUCUUCCUUCCUCAAUAAUCUCCUCGGAGACGAGAAUCCCUAUGAGCAAAUAACUGAUCACAUCUAUGAGGAGCUGUUGCUACGCAACCAAUCCCCAAACCAUUCCUCUCUCGCGUGCCACGGCAGCGCCAGUAACAGUAGCUCGCCCCAUAAAUCCCCCUCUCCCGGAAAGUCAAUGUUCGAGGGAGCUUCCAAAUACGAAAUAUUAGAGUACCUCCAAGAUGCUCGUCGUAGGGUUGCCAUUUCUGCUGAUGAUGAUGAAGAAGUGAGAUUACAGGGCGACGUUGGUCCAUCUCUGCCGGCUGAGGUGGACCUGGAAGACGAGGAGGAGGAUCAGCUGGGCGUAGAGCCCCCUGAGGAUAACUUCACUGUGCUUACGUCGAGGAAUAGAGGCCACAGGUCCUCUAAUAUGAGCUCGAACUCUGACUCCUCUGAAAAUAGCGGCCUCUUGAGGUCAGAUAAG